UGGCCAAUGGCUGCUCUCUGAAACGCAGACAUCCACUUAUGCGUAGUGUAUUCAGGACGAGCUCUCGCAAGAGGCUUGAUCUCAUGUUUUCUGUCUACACCGUAAUAGUUAGAAACCAGGAGUAUGUCUAAGGAGCGAUGCCCGUCAGUGCCCCAGGGUGACAGGUACCCACUUGUUGACAGGCUCCCCGGGAACCCGAGCAACUGAGGAAGCUCUUCAUCGGAGGCCUCAGCUUCGAAACCACGGACGAGAGUCUCCGCGCUCAUUUUGAACAAUGGGGAGUCCUUACAGACUGUGUGGUCAUGAGGGAUCCCAACACAAAAAGGUCAAGAGGGUUUGGGUUUGUUACGUAUUCUUCGGUGAAGGAGGUUGACGCCGCGAUGGCAGCACGACCCCACAAGGUCGACGGAAGGGUGGUGGAGCCCAAGAGGGCUGUGUCCAGAGAGGACUCCUGCAGGCCAGGGGCUCACAUGACUGUGAAAAAGAUCUUUGUUGGGGGGAUUAAGGAAGAUACUGAGGAACACCACCUGCGAGAUUACUUUGAUCAGUUUGGUAAAAUAGAAGUCAUUGAGAUUAUGACUGACAGAGCUACUGGCAAAAAGAGGGGUUUUGCCUUUGUAACAUUUGAUGAUCAUGAUUCAGUGGACAGGAUUGUCAUUCAGAAGUAUCACACAGUGAAUGGACAUAACUGUGAAGUGAGAAAGGCUCUUUCUAAACAAGAGAUGACAAGUGCAGGGAUGAACAUGAGGGGGCGAGAUAGUGGAGGUGCUGGACACUUUGGAAGAGGAAGUGGCUAUGGAGGUGGCUAUGGAGGAGGAAGAGGUGGUGGUGGUGGCUAUGGUGGAGAUGGAUACAAUGAUUUUGGGGGAGAUGGGGGCUAUGGCGGAGGCCCUGGAUAUGGAGGGAAUCGUGGGUAUGGUGGUGGCCAGGGCUAUGGCAACCAAGGAGGAUAUGGAGGACAUGGAGGUUAUGAUAACUACAAUGGAGGAGGAGGUGGAAACUUUGGGGGUGGAAACUUUGGUGGAGGUGGUUACAAUGAUUUUGGCAAUUACAACAACCAGUCCUCUUCCAGCUAUGGCCCAAUGAAAGGUGGGAACUUUGGAGGAAGGAACAGUGGUGGCCCAUAUGGUGGUGGGUAUGGUGGUGGUUCCAGUGGUGGCUAUGGUGGUGGCUCUGGAGGCCGGCGAUUCUAGGUACUUAGUUGGUAAGCACAACUUUUUUCCUCUUGGUUAUCUUUAUUAGCACUGAUUCAGACUUUAAUAGAUUUGCUACCUUAUUUUUGAGAUCAGUUGAAAGGAAUGACAGACCUUCAUGCAAAUUCAAUGCUGCAAUAACUGUUUUACUUAAAAGUACUGAAUUGAGGGACCCAGCAGCAAACCUUCAUUUUUUGCUACUUUUCAAUUUGUGCAAUGUAGUCAAGAAUUGGAAUAGGCUUUGUUUUAGAUUCAAUUUGUGGAUUCCGUUAUGUUCCUAGGAAAAAGAAUGGUUUGAAAACUGAAGGCUUGCUUCUGACUUUGAUCCCCAUAAUGUAGCCUUCUGAAUGAGGACAGUGCACAGUUUAACAAUGUUGUUCCAUAUUGUUCAACAGGAAUCAGUACUUAGGAGAGGAGAGCCAGAGAAGUGACAGGGAAGCUGCAGGUUUACACCAUAGAUCUGCUCAGCCAAGCACAGUUGUGGCAGGUUACAGCUGCUACGUGAAGAGAUGUGCUCAUUAAAUAGAGAAGAAAAAUCAUGGGGAGGGAUGGGCUUCAACCAAGUGUUUUGUGAAAUUGCUAUGGAGCAGGAUUUUUGUAGUUGCUGUUUGUUUCUGUAAAGUGUGAACAUUCCAGGAGUUGUAUGUAGUGUGUGGGUUUUUAAGCCCUGGUAUUUUUAAUGUAACAGCAACAAAUCAAGUUAAAAUAAACCAUCUUUCAGUUUUUUUACAUUGUGCAUAUCAGUUUUUCUUUUUUGAAGUAGGUUGAAAAUAGGCCUCAUUAGGUUGUCAGCUUUUGCUUACUAUUUUAAUGAACUGCAAACUUGUGUAAUAAAAAAAAAAAGAGUGCUGUUAUGUAAAACAUUAUAGCUCUUGAUGAUUAGGUUCUUCUUGGAAUACUUUUUUCUCCAAUAUGAACUUCUGACAAUCUUAGUAACUAGGUAUUUGAAAAUAACAAAACUAAUUUGAGAAAUGUCCAGUUGCAGAUGUUGGUUUCCCUGUGUUCAAUCUUAACCCCUCUAUGAAUGCAGCAUAAUCGACAUGGUUGGGUUUUAGCAAAAUGAAGCACUUUGGACAUAACCAGUAGUUUGCAGGAGUUCCAACUGUGUGGAUUGUUCAGCAUCGUAGAAUGAUAAAUAACUACCAUCUCCAUUGGAAAGAAACCUUGUUCCUCCAAUGAACAGAGACUUUUCACUGUUCUAAGCAGAACAGUUGCUUCUAGGCCCAUAGCUACUGUCAGUCACCUUGGCCAUUGGAGGCUAGCUUACAUGCAGAGCUUGAGGCUAGCCACGGGAGCCAGCUAAGGGAAAGAAGUAGCAAGAUCUUCGCAAGGAGCCAGUGAAGCAGGGGACAGUCUUUGAGUACAGAAGGUUGCUCUUGUAAGACUAGCAAGCAGCAGCUACAAAAGGGUAUUUUUAUACCAAGCUAGUAGGUAAGAACAGACUUUUCAACUUCUGUACUUGUACUGUUUUUACUAAUAGAGAAAUGUUAAGCAGUUCAGGGUUUGUUUCAGACAGAAUAUUUGUUGACAUAUGCAAAUUUUAUGCAUGUUUUGUUUAAACUGCAGUUAUACUGGGUAAGUAUUGAAUAUGACUAAGCACAACUGAAUGGCCAUUGAGUCUGUCUGCCUGGUUGAUACAAAUCCUGACUGCUAGAAUUCAAAUUAUAUGUACGUUUACUCAAUUGCAGCUGUAAUGUUCUGGAAUGUGGAAAAUAUGUAAUGCAUGCAAAGGUCUUUGAAAGCAUCUAAUGUCAUGUUUGGGUUAUAUGUUCAGUCUCCAUGUUAUUAAUCCACAUCAAGUUCUUAAGAUGAAUUGACAUGAGUAUGUUGUUUGACUGUGUUGUCUUUAUUUCUAAGAUUUGGUUAUUCAUUUACAGAAUUCUGACUUGGGACAUCAGCACCUCAACUGAACAUCUGCGCUUCAGGCACAGUGUAGCACGGUUGGCUGAGGAAAAAAUGCACUAAAGAAUCCAUUAAGACAUGGAGGACCUCAUGAUGUGAAGGCUGCUGGGCAGUUUUUAUUUUCUAAUAAAAUUUUUAUA
Scleropages formosus (Asian bonytongue) is the source of this 3235-nucleotide messenger RNA. Its product is annotated as heterogeneous nuclear ribonucleoprotein A1. Gene Ontology annotation, molecular function: mRNA 3'-UTR binding. Bases 303 to 1193 code for a protein of 296 amino acids. The transcript is spliced from 11 exons. Gene Ontology annotation, cellular component: catalytic step 2 spliceosome. Gene Ontology annotation, biological process: mRNA splicing, via spliceosome. The record is from RefSeq and is a predicted model, not a curated record. Lineage: Eukaryota; Metazoa; Chordata; Actinopteri; Osteoglossiformes; Osteoglossidae.